CGCUGCAUAAAUAGCAGGCGGCGGGCCGUGGGCAGCGCAUAAUCGAACGCAAGCUUCUCCGAGUCUGUUUCCUUCGGACUUUGACGGCGGCAGCGACACGAUCACAAUGCAGAUCUUUGUGAAGACCCUGACGGGGAAGACCAUCACCCUGGAGGUAGAGCCCAGUGACACCAUUGAGAAUGUCAAGGCCAAGAUCCAGGACAAAGAGGGCAUCCCCCCUGACCAGCAGAGGCUCAUCUUUGCAGGCAAGCAGCUGGAAGAUGGCCGCACCCUGUCUGACUACAACAUCCAGAAAGAAUCCACUCUGCACCUGGUCCUGCGUCUCAGAGGUGGCAUGCAGAUCUUUGUCAAGACCCUGACUGGCAAGACCAUCACCCUGGAGGUAGAGCCCAGUGACACCAUUGAGAAUGUCAAGGCCAAGAUCCAGGACAAAGAGGGCAUCCCCCCUGACCAGCAGAGGCUCAUCUUUGCAGGCAAGCAGCUGGAAGAUGGCCGCACCCUGUCUGACUACAACAUCCAGAAAGAAUCCACUCUGCACCUGGUCCUGCGUCUCAGAGGUGGCAUGCAGAUCUUUGUCAAGACCCUGACUGGGAAGACCAUCACCCUGGAGGUGGAGCCCAGUGACACCAUUGAGAAUGUCAAGGCCAAGAUCCAGGACAAAGAGGGCAUCCCCCCUGACCAGCAGAGGCUCAUCUUUGCAGGCAAGCAGCUGGAAGAUGGCCGCACCCUGUCUGACUACAACAUCCAGAAAGAAUCCACUCUGCACCUGGUCCUGCGUCUCAGAGGUGGCAUGCAGAUCUUUGUCAAGACCCUGACUGGCAAGACCAUCACCCUGGAGGUGGAGCCCAGUGACACCAUUGAGAAUGUCAAGGCCAAGAUCCAGGACAAAGAGGGCAUCCCCCCUGACCAGCAGAGGCUCAUCUUUGCAGGCAAGCAGCUGGAGGAUGGCCGCACCCUGUCUGACUACAACAUCCAGAAAGAAUCCACUCUGCACCUGGUCCUGCGUCUCAGAGGUGGCAUGCAGAUCUUUGUCAAGACCCUGACUGGCAAGACCAUCACCCUGGAGGUGGAGCCCAGUGACACCAUUGAGAAUGUCAAGGCCAAGAUCCAGGACAAAGAGGGCAUCCCCCCUGACCAGCAGAGGCUCAUCUUUGCAGGCAAGCAGCUGGAGGAUGGCCGCACCCUGUCUGACUACAACAUCCAGAAAGAAUCCACUCUGCACCUGGUCCUGCGUCUCAGAGGUGGCAUGCAGAUCUUUGUCAAGACCCUGACUGGCAAGACCAUCACCCUGGAGGUAGAGCCCAGUGACACCAUUGAGAAUGUCAAGGCCAAGAUCCAGGACAAAGAGGGCAUCCCCCCUGACCAGCAGAGGCUCAUCUUUGCAGGCAAGCAGCUGGAAGAUGGCCGCACCCUGUCUGACUACAACAUCCAGAAAGAAUCCACUCUGCACCUGGUCCUGCGUCUCAGAGGUGGCAUGCAGAUCUUUGUCAAGACCCUGACUGGCAAGACCAUCACCCUGGAGGUGGAGCCCAGUGACACCAUUGAGAAUGUCAAGGCCAAGAUCCAGGACAAAGAGGGCAUCCCCCCUGACCAGCAGAGGCUCAUCUUUGCAGGCAAGCAGCUGGAAGAUGGCCGCACCCUGUCUGACUACAACAUCCAGAAAGAAUCCACUCUGCACCUGGUCCUGCGUCUCAGAGGUGGCAUGCAGAUCUUUGUCAAGACCCUGACUGGCAAGACCAUCACCCUGGAGGUGGAGCCCAGUGACACCAUUGAGAAUGUCAAGGCCAAGAUCCAGGACAAAGAGGGCAUCCCCCCUGACCAGCAGAGGCUCAUCUUUGCAGGCAAGCAGCUGGAUGGCCGCACCCUGUCUGACUACAACAUCCAGAAAGAAUCCACUCUGCACCUGGUCCUGCGUCUCAGAGGUGGCAUGCAGAUCUUUGUGAAGACCCUGACAGGCAAGACCAUCACCCUGGAGGUGGAGCCCAGUGACACCAUUGAGAAUGUCAAAGCCAAGAUCCAGGACAAAGAGGGCAUCCCCCCUGACCAGCAGAGGCUCAUCUUUGCAGGCAAGCAGCUGGAGGAUGGCCGCACCCUGUCUGACUACAACAUCCAGAAAGAACCACUCUCCACCUGGUCCUGCGUCUUAGGGGUGGCUGUUAAUUGUUGACUUUAUUAUGCAAGCAUAAAUUGCCAAUACUAGCAUCGUUUUGCACUUAUUAAAGUCUUUGAAGUCUUAAGUUUUGAGAUGACCAGGUUCAGUAACAGCUGAGCCAAAUGCUAAUAAAGGUUUUUGUUGCACACUGA
Messenger RNA from Trichosurus vulpecula (common brushtail), 2304 nucleotides. Its product is annotated as polyubiquitin-C-like. NCBI's taxonomy places the organism in Eukaryota, Metazoa, Chordata, Mammalia, Diprotodontia, Phalangeridae. Gene Ontology annotation, biological process: protein ubiquitination; modification-dependent protein catabolic process. Gene Ontology annotation, molecular function: ubiquitin protein ligase binding; protein tag activity. Gene Ontology annotation, cellular component: cytoplasm; nucleus. The record is from RefSeq and is a predicted model, not a curated record.